Paracoccidioides lutzii Pb01 is the source of this 1503-nucleotide messenger RNA. Its product is annotated as cysteine desulfurase. Gene Ontology annotation, biological process: [2Fe-2S] cluster assembly. Gene Ontology annotation, molecular function: pyridoxal phosphate binding; cysteine desulfurase activity. Gene Ontology annotation, cellular component: cytosol; nucleus; mitochondrion. The transcript has 2 exons. The coding region runs from base 1 to 1503 and encodes 500 amino acids. The record is from RefSeq and is a predicted model, not a curated record.
AUGUCAAACCUAGCACCAUCCGUAUUCAGACAAGCGCUUCGUGCGCGUCCGCGGCGAUGUGCCUCCGCCAGGCCACGACUAUCGCGACUGGCGGCUGCCAGACGGUGCUAUGCGUCAGAGUCAAACCCAGCUCAAGCUCAGGCCAGCGUGAAUGUGAGCACCACCAGGGCCGAGCAAACUAGCACAUUGCCGCAGGAUCCAAUUGUGCCGGGUCCUCCUCCAGUUAGCGGAGAUGCCAUGACGAGCCCGUCUGCUGGCAUUCUGAAGCAAGCCACCCUCCUAGACCAGGGAUCUCGGCCGAUAUACCUCGACAUGCAAGCCACGACACCCACGGAUCCACGUGUGCUUGACGCAAUGCUUCCUUUCCUCACUGGCCUUUACGGGAACCCCCAUUCGAGAACGCAUGCGUACGGAUGGGAGACUGAAAAGGCCACCGAACAGGCGAGGGAACGUGUUGCCAAGCUGAUCGGGGCGGAUGCUAAGGAGAUCAUCUUCACCAGUGGCGCGACGGAGAGCAAUAACAUGAGCAUCAAGGGUGUUGCGAAGUUCUUUGGACGAUCGGGAAAGAAGAAGCAUAUAAUCACGUCGCAGACUGAACACAAGUGUGUUUUGGACAGCUGUCGACAUCUGCAGGAUGAGGGAUUCGAGGUCACAUAUCUCCCUGUUCAGAACAAUGGGUUGAUAAAUCUCGAUGACCUUAAGGCUGCCAUCCGUCCCGAAACGGCGUUGGUUAGCAUCAUGACCGUCAACAAUGAGAUCGGCGUUAUUCAGCCGAUUAAAGAAAUUGGAGCCAUCUGUCGGGCGAAUAAAGUAUUCCUCCAUACAGAUGCGGCCCAGGCAGUCGGGAAAAUCCCGAUCGACGUCAAUGAUUGGAAUGUCGACCUCCUUUCUAUUUCCGGACACAAGAUAUACGGCCCCAAAGGCAUUGGAGCUUGCUACGUGCGACGGCGGCCGAGAGUUCGUCUUGAUCCCAUUAUCACUGGGGGUGGCCAGGAGAGAGGUCUCCGAAGUGGAACCCUUGCUCCUCAUCUUGUCGUUGGUUUUGGAGAAGCGUGCCGCAUUGCAACAGAAGAGAUGGAGUAUGAUGCGAAACGCAUCGAAUAUCUGUCCAAGCGGCUUCUGGACGGCCUUCUCUCAAUGGAACACACGACCCUAAACGGUGACCCGGACAAACACUAUCCCGGCUGUGUCAACGUGUCAUUCGCUUACGUCGAGGGUGAGUCCCUCCUCAUGGCUCUUAAGGAUAUCGCUCUGUCCUCCGGCAGCGCCUGCACGUCAGCCUCGCUGGAACCCAGCUACGUUCUCCGGGCCCUUGGAAACAGUGACGAGAGCGCACACAGCAGCAUUAGAUUCGGCAUUGGCCGGUUCACGACAGAGAGCGAAAUCGACUAUGUAUUGAAGGCUGUGCGAGAGCGAGUCUCGUUCUUGCGGGAACUCAGUCCGCUGUGGGAGUUGGUGCAGGAGGGCGUUGACCUGAAUACGAUCCAAUGGAGCCAGCAUUAA